GCAGGAUCGUCAAGCUGUAGGAAUUCGGUAGCUCGCUGCGCGCUGUGGGCUGGGCAGGCUAUCACACACGAUGAGGAGGGCUGCCGCUCUGCUUGCGCAGCGCCUGCCCGCAGCGGUGGAGGCGGUGCAGCCAUCUACCUCUGCAGCAGCGGCGCCCUGGACCCGCGCCUUCACAUCCGCCGCAGUGGGGCGAGCGCCUGUGCACCCCGAGGAGGAGGUGUACAACAGGCAGCGGCAGGUUAUCAUCCUGGGCAACCGCGUGCCCACCGCCGCGCCCGACACCUGGGUGGCGCCCAACGCGGUGGUGGUGGGCGAUGUCGACUUGUUUGAGAAGACCUCCAUCUGGUAUGGCUGCGUGCUGCGUGGCGACCUCAACUCAGUCAAGGUCGGCGCCUUCACAAACGUGCAAGACAGGACCGUCAUCCACGCCGCGCGCUCCUCGCCCACCGGCCUGCCUGCCGCCACUGUGAUUGGCCGCAGCGUCACCAUCGGCCAGUCCUGCCUGCUGCGGUCCACCACCGUUCAGGACGAGGCGGUGGUGGGGGACAAGUGCGUGCUGCUGGAGGGGAGCCUAGUGGAGAAGCACGCGGUGCUGGCGCCCGGCAGCGUGCUGCCGCCGGGGCGCCGGAUACCUUCAGGCCAGCUGUGGGCGGGCAGCCCGGCCAAGUAUGUGCGCGACCUCACAAAGGACGAGGUGGGGCUGGGGGCUGGGCCUGGGGCUGCUCCAGCUGCGGCGUAG
Molecule: messenger RNA, 739 nt
Organism: Chlorella variabilis
Lineage: Eukaryota; Viridiplantae; Chlorophyta; Trebouxiophyceae; Chlorellales; Chlorellaceae
Exons: 4
Coding region: 71-739 (222 amino acids)
Source: RefSeq, a predicted model, not a curated record